This is a messenger RNA of Columba livia (rock pigeon), 1515 nucleotides long. RefSeq lists its product as uncharacterized. Gene Ontology annotation, biological process: G protein-coupled receptor signaling pathway. Lineage: Eukaryota; Metazoa; Chordata; Aves; Columbiformes; Columbidae. Gene Ontology annotation, cellular component: membrane. Gene Ontology annotation, molecular function: odorant binding; G protein-coupled receptor activity; olfactory receptor activity. The annotation marks the transcript as partial. The transcript has 4 exons. The record is from RefSeq and is a predicted model, not a curated record.
CUUUCCUUCCUUCCCCCUUUCAGGGCAGAGCUGGUGUCCCUGCUGCACUCGUGGCAGAGACUGGGCGGUGCUGACAUCCCAAAGGCCACCAGCGCACGCCUGUGUCCCCGCUGCUCUGCCAGGAGCUUCUGCAACGUGAGCGAUGCCUUGGGGGCUGAUCUGUUGGACCGCAGCUGCUCCAUCCCCGACCCACAGCUGGUCUGGAGGAUCGUGUCCCGGGUGGAGUUCUACCUUUCUGAUGAGAACCUGGCCAAGGACGCUUUCCUGCUGAAACAUGUCCAGAAGAACAAGAUGGGCUUUGUCAGAAUCAAACUGCUGACGUCCUUCAAGAAGGUGAAAUUCCUGACGCGUGACUGGAAGCUCACGCUCUACACCCUGCGGUUCUCAGAGCUGCUGGGAACGAACGAGGAGGGCACCAAAGUGUGGCGGCGUGUCCCCAUCCCUGAGUCCCGGCUCAGCAUCCGCCCCAGCAAACUGCUGCUGGCCUGGGAGCUGCUGCGCUGCGAGCAGGACGCGCUGUCGCUGCUGCAGAAGAACUUCCUGGAGACCAUCACGAGGAUGUUCAGCCCCUUUGGCGCCAUCGCCUCCAUCCACAUCCUGCUCCCGGGCCGCAAGCUGCCCUCGGAUGCGUGCAAAUACGCGUUGCGCUUCCCCGAGCUGCUGAGCCGGUGCUGCUCGCUGGUGGAGUACGAGAGCCUGGGGAGCUCCCACAGAGCCCUGGUGGAGCUCGGCCACCUGGGCGGCCAGAGCAUCAGGGUGGUCCCGCUCAGCAGGAAGGGCUCCAAGAAGAAACCGGAGGUGGUGGAGGAGCUGGUGGAUCAUCCGGGUUUGAAAGCGCAGGCAACAGCCGCGACGUUCCCCUACGACCAGCGCUCGGGAGCUGAACGGUGCCUCGGCGUUGCCAUCGCUCCUCCUGAACAAGGAGCCUUCGGAACCCAGCUGGUCCAGCAGCGAUUUCAGUCCCAGCGACUGGAGCGACACCUUCACCGGAUCACUCCUCUUCAGCGACCACUCUCCCACAGGUACACACGGGAGCUGCAGCUCUUGCACUUCUGGCUCUUCCUGGGCAUCUACCUGGCUGCCCUGCUGGGCAACGGUCUCAUCAUCACCACCAUAGCCUGGGACCAGCACCUCCACACCCCCAUGUACUUCUUCCUGCUCAACCUCGCCCUCCUUGACCUGGGCUGCAUCUCCACCAUUCUCCCCAAGACAACAGCCAACUCUCUAUGGGACACCAGGGCCAUCUCCUACACAGGCUGUGUUGCGCAGCUAUUUUUGUUUGUCUUUUCCAUUUCAACUGAGUAUUUUCUUCUCACAGUCAUGUCUUACGACCGCUCCGUUGCCAUCUGCAAACCCCUGCACUACGGGACCCUCCUGCCCCCGUUCAUCUCCUCCCAGUCCCUGGAUCUGGUGGUGUCUGUUCUGUACUCAGUGGUGCCUCCAGCAGUGAACCCCCUCAUCUACAGCAUGAGGAACCAGGAGGUCAAGGAUGCUGUGUGGAAACUCGUAUCUUAG